GUUAUUGUUAUCCUUCAUUACUCUCAAAUGAUUUCGGGAUACGAGAACAAGAAGAAAAAAAAAAGUUUUACAAUACCGCGCCAUUUUCGUAUUGGAAGGAAACGCAACUUCCCGCGCGAAAACGUUUAAGUAGCAUAGAUUAAUUAGGUUAUUCACAAUGUCGUUGUUUUGAGAGAAAUGGAAGUGGACCGUAUUCUUUACAUUUUCGGAAGUUUCACGAGAAAGAAACAGGACAAGAGGAAAUCUCUGGAGCAGUCUUCGAUAAGUGCUGGGAAUAGUCCGUUGCGGGGGCCGAGGUUGCAGCGGCCUGCCAGCCAGAACCUGAAUGUGGCUCCGAGGACGUCGGCGUACAAGGGUGUGGAGGUGAAGGGAUGGGAGUGCGGGCUGUGCCGCAAGGAGCUGGUGGAGCCGCGGCUGCUGGCCUGCUUGCACAGCUUUUGCACCAGCUGCCUGCAAGGGCUGCAUCAGGAAGGCGAGGCGGAAGAAUGGAGUGAAGUCGAUCAAAGAUCCGUCCAACAGCUGGAGGGCAGCGAGUUGCGGGCGCAGUCGUGCGCCGGCUCCGCGGGCUCCGGUUACGAGAGCGACCCGCGCCACUCCGGCUCCGAUGCCAGCUGGGACCGGGGGCAGCGCAAAUACGGCAUUUUUAGCAGGCGGGUGUCAGGCAAAAGCGUCCAAUUCCUGUUGUGUCCAACAUGCAGCCACGAGACGCCUCUCCCGAUCGGGGGUAUAGCAGCCCUGCCUCUGAACUACAUCCUGCUGAGGAAGAUGGUGGCGGCAGGAAGGGAUGAUAGUGCAAAUGUACUCUGUGAUCUAUGCAAUAGUGACAAUAAGGCAGAAAGUAAAUGCGAUCAAUGCCUGGUCAGCGUUUGCUCGUCCUGCAGUGAAGCCCACGUGCGUCACAAGGCCACAUCAAGACAUUCUCUAAGACCCUUGGAUCUACUGCCCGUGCGUCACUGUAGUCAGCAUCCUCGUGCUGAGCUCAGCGUCUACUGUGCUACAUGUCAGCAGGUGAUAUGCCGCGACUGCUGCAUAGUGUCGCACUCGGGGCACGCGCUGUCCAACGCGUCGCGAGCGGCGGGCGAGCGCGCGCGGCAGCUGAGCGACGCGUGCGAGCGAGCGAGGCACGUGCCCGAACACGUCGAGCGGGCUAUAAGAAUUAUCAACUCGCAAGCCUACGAAGCUGACUCGCAAGCGGCGCGCGUGGAGGGCGAGGUUGCCGCGUGGGCGGAGCAGUACCGGCGCGCGGUAGAGGCUCACGCGCGCGCGCUUUGCCUCGCUGCAGCUGACGCGCGCCAGCGGCACCGCCUGCGCGCCGAGCAACGCGUGCGGGACCUGCAGGACUGCGCCAAGCACGCCGUGGAUGCUGUGAAAUUUGCCGAGGAGGUGUUGUCCGAGGCUCGGGAGGACGAGCUGCUGUCACUGUCAAACGCCGUAUCGCGGCGACUGGAACAAGUGUCUGAGGCAGGGGCAGGGGGCGACACAGGGGAGGGGAUAGGCCAGGGGCUGCAGUGGGAAGUGCGGUUCGCGCCUCACGCGCCGGUUGCCGCAGACCCGCGCUUGGUGGGCCGACUGUUGACUCGCGCGCCAUCUGCUAUGCACUGCCGGCUCAACACCGAUGGUUUACAGGACCUCCGAGUGGAUUGUCAACAUGAAGCCAUCUUGGAAUUGCGCGAUGAAAACGACGAGCGAAUAUGGUGCGGGGGCGAACUGGUAUCAGGGUAUUACCGUCGUCGCGACAGCUGGCGGGCGCCGGCAGCAGCGCACGUGAGAGACGUGGGGGACGGGACAUACGCCCUGAGGAUCACGCCCAGGGCUCCCGGGGCUUACUUACUGGCCAUCACUGUCGACAACAAGCCUAUCAAGGGCAGUCCAUUCCCGAUGUCGGUGCGCGUUGGCGCCGCUCAUACGGGCCAGUUUCACUGCUGCGCCUUCUGCUCUUCUGGAGGCCGCAGGGACGCGCGCUGCGGCUGCGGCGCGCUCAUGCCCGGUGGAUACUCCGGUUGCGGUCACGGUCACGCGGGCUGGCCGGGCGCGCGGCACUGGUCGUGCUGCGGCAGCACGCGACGCGCGGGCGCUUGUACUGUGACCCCGAGACCGAACACUACGCUGUACCAAUUUUCACUAUAACUGCUAUGUUGUUAACAAAU
Chilo suppressalis (striped riceborer) is the source of this 2147-nucleotide messenger RNA. NCBI's taxonomy places the organism in Eukaryota, Metazoa, Arthropoda, Insecta, Lepidoptera, Crambidae. The record is from the annotation of a GenBank genome assembly.